Molecule: messenger RNA, 186 nt
Organism: Prunus armeniaca (apricot)
Lineage: Eukaryota; Viridiplantae; Streptophyta; Magnoliopsida; Rosales; Rosaceae
Source: the annotation of a GenBank genome assembly
AUGGCGAUACUCGCGAAACAGCCCCUCAAAGAUCACCCUUGUGAAGCUGGAGUCCCCUUGUCGAGAACUUCUGACACCCUUGCCGAACGGCAAGGGUUGUGCAAUAAAAAUAGAGGCACAAGGAUCUUGCCGAACCUCCAACACGGAGGCCUUGCCGAAACGCCCAGACCCUUGCCGAAUGUGUAG